Molecule: messenger RNA, 3951 nt
Organism: Tremella mesenterica DSM 1558
Lineage: Eukaryota; Fungi; Basidiomycota; Tremellomycetes; Tremellales; Tremellaceae
Exons: 11
Coding region: 165-3836 (1223 amino acids)
Biological process (GO): retrograde vesicle-mediated transport, Golgi to endoplasmic reticulum; endoplasmic reticulum to Golgi vesicle-mediated transport; intracellular protein transport
Cellular component (GO): COPI vesicle coat
Molecular function (GO): protein binding; structural molecule activity
Source: RefSeq, a predicted model, not a curated record
CGUUUAACUCUCUAUCCUGUAACUUCCGACGGGUCUUUCUCGACUCUUCAAUUCUGGUUUGGUAAGAAGGGUCAGGAGAGAACGCUCAACAAAAGUGACUGACUGAAGUCCAUCGGGUCGGUUCUCAGCUUCUGGUCUCUAGUGAAGGAGAGAAUUUGGACAAGAUGCAGAUGCUCACAAAGUUCGAGAGCAAAAGUCCUAGAGUCAAGGGUAUCGCUUUUCAUCCUAAAACACCUCUCUUAGCAGCGUCACUUCAUAAUGGUACGAUUCAAUUGUGGAACUACCAAAUGGGUACACUUGUAGACAGAUACGACGAACAUGAUGGACCUGUUAGAGGGAUAUGUUUUCAUCCCACUCAACCUAUCUUUUGCUCAGGAGGAGACGAUUAUAAGAUUAAAGUAUGGAAUUACAAACAGAGAAAAUGCUUGUUCACCCUAACCGGACAUCUUGAUUACGUGCGCACUGUCUUCUUUCAUCGAGAAUAUCCAUGGAUCAUCUCGGCUUCGGACGAUCAGACCAUUCGUAUUUGGAACUGGCAAUCACGUACCUGCAUUGCUAUCCUCACUGGGCACAACCACUAUAUCAUGUGUGCCCAAUUUCACCCCUGGGAUGAUCUCGUAGUCUCUGCCUCUAUGGAUCUUACUGUCCGCGUAUGGGACAUCUCAGGCCUUCGUAAGAAGAAUCAAGCUCAUCAGGCACCGAUGUCGCUGGACGAACAGGUCUCGAGAGCCAACCAGGGUCAAGCAGACUUGUUCGGCAAUACCGACGCUGUGGUCAAGUACGUCCUGGAGGGACAUGAUCGCGGUGUCAACUGGGCUUCCUUCCAUCCCACUCUUCCCCUCAUUGUCUCAUGUGGUGACGACCGACAAAUCAAGCUUUGGCGCAUGAGCGAGACCAAGGCAUGGGAGGUGGAUUCUUGCAGAGGACAUUUCAACAAUGUGUCAAUGACCAUGUUUCAUCCUCGACAUGAGCUCAUUCUGUCUGCCAGCGAGGACAAAACAAUCCGAGUAUGGGACAUGACAAAACGAACAGCGGUACAAACAUUCAGAAGAGAACAAGAUAGGUUCUGGGUUUUGUGCGCCCAUCCUGAACUAAAUCUUUUCGCCGCUGGACACGAUAAUGGGUUAAUCGUCUUCAAGCUGGAGCGUGAACGCCCUGCAUUCUCUCUAUCUGGCAACCAAUUAUUCUAUGUGAAGGACAAGAUCAUCCGCAUGGCCGACCUUUCGACCGGCACCAAUCAAGGAAUCUGUUCCGUGCGAAAGCUUGGCUCUCAAUGGGCGCAGCCACGGACGCUCAGCUACAACCCGGCAGAACGUUCUGUGCUUAUAACGGCGGCAGCUGAAAAUGGCACCUACGAACUUGUCACCCUCCCAAAGACAUCCGCCCCCUCUCCUAACGAUGGCAAAGACACUCCGUCCGACGGCAAGAAGGGCACUGGGGCUUGUGCCAUAUUCGUCGGUCGUAAUCGCUUCGCGGUCUUGGACAAGACAGGUCAAAAUAUCGAGUUCCGCGACCUUUCAGCUUCACUCACAAAGACCGUCAAAUGUCCCGUCACCACCAAUGAGAUCUUCUAUGGCGGUACCGGUUGUCUCUUGCUCAGCUCAACAUCUAGCGUCGUCCUUUUCGACAUGCAGCAAAGCAAAGUGCUGGCGGAGAUUAGUGCUCCCCCCGUCAAGUACGUCGUUUGGAGUGCAGACGGCAAUACGGUGGCUUUGCUAAGCAAGCACACCAUCACCAUCGCCAAUAAAGCCCUGGUACAAAGUGCUCUCAUUCAUGAGACAAUACGUAUCAAGUCUGCUGCAUGGGACGACUCGGGCAUUCUCAUUUACACCACUCUCAAUCACAUCAAGUACGCUCUCCCACAAGGUGAUAACGGUAUCAUUAAAACCCUCGAACAACCGGUCUACCUCACUCGCGUCAAAGGUCAGGUCGUACAUUGUUUGGAUCGGACAGCAAAACCACGAACGAUAACAAUAGACCCUACCGAGUACCGAUUCAAACUCGCACUCAUACGAAAGCACUAUGACGAGGUUUUGCAGAUUAUACGCAGUAGUAACUUGGUUGGGCAGAGUAUCAUCGGUUAUCUGCAAAAGAAGGGUUAUCCGGAAAUCGCAUUGCACUUUGUGCAAGAUCCACAGACGAGGUUUGAUUUGGCUGUGGAAUGUGGGAAUUUGAAUGUGGCUCUGGAGAUGGCCAGGACGGUAGAUAGAGAAGAUGUUUGGGAGCGAUUGGGAGCGGCGGCAUUAAAGCAAGGCAACCAUUCUAUUGUCGAGACCGCCUAUCAAAAAACCAAAAACUUUGACAAACUGUCUUUCCUCUACCUCGUCACUGGUAAUCUGCAAAAGCUGGGGAUGAUGCAAGUCAUCGCGGCGAAACGGGGCGAUAACAUGUCUCGCUUCCAAAAUUCUCUGUAUCUGGGCGAUGUGAAGUCCCGAGUUGCUAUCCUUAGAGAAACAGGACAAUACCCGCUCGCAUACUAUACAGCCAAAACUAAUGGACUUGAUGACACCGCCUUAGAUAUCCUAGAAGAAGCAGGCAUGACUGAAGACGAUUUACCUCCUCCACCUCAAAAGUCCGGUCACAUGUCUCUUGCUCCUCCCCCAGUCGUCUUCCCUCAGACAGAUUCGAAUUGGCCUAUCAAAAGCCUGGGCGAGUCAUUCUUCGAUCGCGCUCUGGCCAAUGGAGGUGUUGAUGGUCUCAUUGGUGAAUCGGCAGGUAUGGCCAAUGGUGGCGAGCAACUCGAUGCGUGGGCGGCGGAUGAGCCUAUAGAUGUUGAGGUCGGGGAAGACGAGGCGGAGGAUGAAGGGUGGGAUUUGGAUGCUGAGGUGCCUAUUGAGCCAGAGCCAGAAGUGGAAGUUGAGGCUGAGAUCGUGGAGGCCGACCUGAGUGAGGGUGUGACAGCGGGUGUGAAUGAGGAUGAGAUGUGGAUCAAGAAUUCGCCUCUAGCCGCGGAUCAUGCGGCUGCUGGCGCGUUCGAGUCGGCAAUGCAGCUGCUCAACCGUCAAGUCGCUGCCGUCAACUUUGCUCCCCUAAAACCCUUGUUCUUAGCUGCCUAUGAAGCUGCUCACGUCCACGUCCCCGCCAAUCCUUCUCUUCCCCCUCUCGUCCUUCAGGUCCGUCGAAAUCCCGAGACAACCGAAUUACGCGAAGUCCUCCCUGUCAUCUCGUUCACUCUCCCCGAUCUGCAAGCUGGCGAAGUGGCAGAAGCCAAACGUCAUUUCUCUCGUGGAAAAUUCGCCGAAUCCCUCACUGCCUUCCGUUCCGUCCUCCAAAAAUUACUCCUAGUGGUGGCCACUUCUGCUGCUGAGGCUGAAGAGAUCAAAGAACUCGUGAUCAGCUGCAAAGAGUACAUCAUCGGCUUGACGAUGGAGACGGAACGAAGACGGCUGGUCACUGAAGAUGCUGACAAUGUCGUGCGAAAUCUAGAGCUCGCGGCUUACUUUACGCAUUGCAAAUUGAUGCCUGCCCACGAACAGCUGGCGUUGCGGAGCGCGAUGGGAGUGUUCAGCAAAGCGGGUAACGUGAGCACAGCAGCGGUGUUUGCGCGGAGAUUGGUGGAUUCCAGUCCUUCGGAUGCCAAGGUGAUCACACAGGCUCGUUCCAUUUUGACUGCUGGUCAACGCAACCCCCGAGACACCCACGAAAUUGCAUAUGACCAUUUCACACCCUUUGACAUCUGUCCUGCAUCCCUCACCCCCAUUUACGCCGGCUCACCCAGCGUUCAAUCCGCAUACACCGGUGCGAGAUAUCUGCCAGAAUACAAGGGCAGCAUAUGCGUGGUGGACGGUGUGACUCAAGUGGGAACUCCAGGUAGUGGAUUGAGAUCGAUGGUGUAACUCGGUGCAUUCGUUCCUGUUGAUACUUUCGCCCACUUUGUCAUCUUGCGAGGUGACAAUGAUAAAUAUAGCAUGAACCAAGAUGAAUAUUCAUGAAUUUGCAAAUUUGCUCUCU